Molecule: messenger RNA, 1618 nt
Organism: Cucurbitaria berberidis CBS 394.84
Lineage: Eukaryota; Fungi; Ascomycota; Dothideomycetes; Pleosporales; Cucurbitariaceae
Exons: 3
Coding region: 258-1172 (304 amino acids)
Source: RefSeq, a predicted model, not a curated record
GUUUGCUCCUCCCCGUAAAUGCCCAGCUGGCAUCACAUUCAAGGCCUCUAGGCUUAUCUCUCUCACUCGUCCCUUCCUUUACCUUUACUUUCCGAAGCAGUCAACAGCUUCUUCAGGCAGCCGCCAUCCACUCUAUAUAGCCCCCUCGGCCACCCACUUCCUCCCGACAUCAUCACUCCGCAACUUUGUCAGCACCCUCUCUCUGAAAACAACUCCUUGCAACAGCUCUACUAUCAACACUAUCAACAGUACCAACCAUGGGAGGCCGCCGCAACAUGCACACAUAUAAUCAGGAGGAGAUCGAUAGGCUCCAGGGUAUCCCACUUCCAGAGAAGAUCAGAUGUGGCCGCUGCCUCAAGAACCUCAAUAGCCAGGCCAAGUAUUCCGUCAAACAGCUCACAGAAGCGCGCGCACAGAUCAAGAACUUCGGCAGAAUGAACAAAGCCAUCAACUGUCGGAAGUGCAUGGGCGAGAAAGCCACUGAGAUCGAAUGCACAGUGUGCAACAAGACAAAGGGGUUGGAGGAGUUCGCUAAUUCUCAACGCAACAAGCCGGACACGGCGAGAUGCUUCAAAUGUACGGAUGAGCGCGUCAGCCAAGAGGCAAUCAACGACGAAAAGUACAAGGAUCCCAAGAACGCCUUCGUCACACCUGACCACUCUGGCGGCAACUACCCCGAGUACUUUUCUUCAGCCACGUCAACGACCGAUUCCUCUUCUACCUAUGGCGACAAGUCGUGGAACUCUGUCAACGGUGACCACGACAACGGUUCCAUAGCUUUAACACAAGGACUACAGGCUAUGUCCGUUUCGGGUUCUUCCAACGAGACGGCGGCCAACUCUGGAUACACGUAUCCUUCUGCCCGCGACUUCAAGAGCGGGGACGAUGGUAACUGGACGGAAGUCCGUACCAAAUCAUGGCACACAGAGUCUACUGGACCUGCGAGCACCAGCUCUGGUUUCAACUCCAACAGAUAUGGCAAGGCUCCGGCUACCUCCACCACCGGGCCCGCUCUCACUCUCGUUUCUGGUGGAGCCGAACGAUCCGAGACAUCUGAAUCUCGCCACAAUGGAUGGGCCAAGAAGAGUGAUAUCCCACGUGGAUCUUAUAACAUGGGGGUGUCGCUUGUAAGUUGUAACACUCAUAGAGACUGCCCUAUACUCGACAUCUAAUUUUUGGGUGAGAAAGGAGACAUUUAGCUAAUGAAGUUACAGCCACCAAUGGGACAUAACGAAGACGAAGUCGAUGGAUUCGACUAUUGGGUUGAGGAGGACGAGGAGGACGAGGAAGCAGCAAGCGACAGCGACAGCGACGACGACGACGACGACACCCAGAUCUAGCAGGCACAACUCCUACUUCUGGGGCUUAUCGUGGGUUCAGGUUGAAGUUUACGGCACACAAAGCAACCGACCAAAAGCGCAAGGUCCUUAAUGCGAAUGGAUUGCUAAAAAAAGUACUUCUGUUCAUGGGUCGGGUUUCCUUAUGCGAUGUAUCCCUUUUCAUUACGGCAUGGUGGGAUGAUUAUUUUUCUCCAAACAGCGAUAUCCAUUCCAAUAGCGCUCUGGCAUAGGGUCAAUUGAUAGCAUAGAUUAAGUCAUAUUCCUGUGGCGCAUGCGAG